AUGCUUGCUUGGGUUAUGAAAGAGGUGGAGAGCCCGUAUGGCGACAUCGCAACACUGCACUGGGCGGUGCCAGAUGCAGAUGCUGACGCGCUCAACUCCACAUCUCUGCAGGUAGAACUAGAGAGUGCGGAAGACCAGCUCGGGGCCGUUUUGUGGAACAGCAACACUGCGGCUCUCCGCCACCUUCACGCACGCGUCUUCAAGCUGCCUCCCUCAUCCUCAUCAUCUGCAGCCCAGGCACCCCCACCGAUUCCGCUGGCUGGGAAGAACAUUGUGGAACUUGGUGCCGGCGUGGGCUGCCUCGGCAUCGCCCUCGCCAUGGCAGGCGCACGUGUCACCAUCACCGACUUGAAGGAACUCUUACCGCUAAUGGAAUACAACGUACGCCUGAACGAGAAACGAGUCCAGGAGCGCAGCCGAGGCGUCGGCCACUGCGCCGCUCUUCAGUGGAAGUGGGGUCCGACCAUGAGCACAAUGGUGCACAAGCAGCUGCAGAAAGAGAAAUUAGCGGUGAAGAUAACAGAUGUGCAGCAGCAGCAACACCUGUCACCACGGGGAGUUGCGACGCCACCAACGACAUCCGCGCUCUCUAACUCCGUGGAUCGUGUCGUGUCUUCUAUGGUGUCUUCGCUCUUGUCGCCGUCCGCGUCCCUGGUGGAGUGCGAGAAGGCACUGCGGUCAGCUGCAGCUGGAUCGUCAUCCACCACCGCCACGUCGCUGAAGACGCCGUUCCACUACGUCAUACUGUGCGAUGCCCUCUACGGGAACCCAAAGGACUGGCCAGCGCUGCUCUACACACUGACGGAGUUGCUGGCCACAAACCCAGACGAGUGCGAAGUCGUCAACUUCUGUGAGCAGCGAGUGAAGGAUGUAGAGGGGGCUUUCCUGAAGUUGCUGGAUGCGGAAAACGAGAAGACGUUUGUGCCAAUGGAGCACAGGCUGCGCGAUGGCGACGCCCUGUGGACUCAAGCCAUUGUCUCUGCAACGCGGUGCUGCAGGCCGCUGUCAACGUCAGCAGCGGUCCAACAGAAGCAGCGUGAGGACGCCGCAAAUUCUCUGCUGCGUUACGUCCUCGUACAACGCCGCGGCGCGUACCGAUGGACGUACACGACGAAUGUGCUGCAGGACGCGCAGAGCGAGCUGAACAUGGUCAUCCGUGUCACGCGUAUUCGAUGGACGCGUGCGGGGGUCGUUCAAGAGGACAAGGCGAAGCAGCAGCACACCGGUAGCGUCAGCCACCACGCGACAGCAUCGAGUACUUUAUUCGGCGUACUCGAACCGUCACGUCGUCGUCGGCAUCGCGGUGAUGGCAUUGGUGAGGACGACUUUGCCACCGCCACUGAUGCGCAGACACCGUCAGAGGGCGUUGCCCUGAGCAUCAGUAACAAGAAGAAACAUCGCACUGGUGGCGCUCAUGACCGCUGA
Messenger RNA from Leishmania braziliensis MHOM/BR/75/M2904, 1425 nucleotides. RefSeq lists its product as hypothetical. The record is from RefSeq and is a predicted model, not a curated record. Bases 1 to 1425 code for a protein of 474 amino acids. The transcript has a single exon. Lineage: Eukaryota; Euglenozoa; Kinetoplastea; Trypanosomatida; Trypanosomatidae.